Messenger RNA from Fibroporia radiculosa, 606 nucleotides. RefSeq lists its product as uncharacterized. The coding region runs from base 1 to 606 and encodes 201 amino acids. Lineage: Eukaryota; Fungi; Basidiomycota; Agaricomycetes; Polyporales; Fibroporiaceae. The transcript has 2 exons. The record is from RefSeq and is a predicted model, not a curated record.
AUGACCCUCCCCGGACUCUCCUCCCCGCCACCUUCCCCCCUCCGCUCCCCCUUCUCCCUCGCCUCCUCCACCUCCUCCUCGUCCUCUGCAAAACGCGCCCUCAUGCCGCUCAACUUCGCCGGCGUCGCGAACAUCUUCAUCCGCAUGCGCCGCCAUCGCCUCAAGGCCAUGCGUCCCCUCCUUGAGUUUACCUCCGGCGACUGGCCCUUCACCCACCCCGGUCUCGACACCCCAGGUGCCGUCUCCCCGCGCAGGAUCCCGCUCAUCCAGGAAGAUACGUUCGACUGCCGUGACGGCGUUGACGUUGCCAAGCUCCUCCGCCUCGUGCGCGCGACGCUCUACGAAGAUGCACAGGCCUUUGGAGCCACCGUGCUAGUCAGCGAGCAGUGCGUGUCCGUUUCACCUUCCGCAUCCUACGUGUUCCUCUCCGUAGGCGCCGCUGAUCGACGUUGCACAGAUGGACCUGCACAAUUCGCGGGCCGGGCCACGACGGGAGGACGUUCAGAGUGCAUAUCCGCUACUCAGCACACGCUGCGCGCUCAGACAGACCAGACCCUCAAAAGCCCGUCGCCCUCAACCAAGCGCGGGGCAUCCCCGGCCUUAUGA